Molecule: messenger RNA, 1315 nt
Organism: Mucor mucedo
Lineage: Eukaryota; Fungi; Mucoromycota; Mucoromycetes; Mucorales; Mucoraceae
Exons: 3
Coding region: 69-1130 (353 amino acids)
Source: RefSeq, a predicted model, not a curated record
UUUUUAUUUGGCUUUCCUUCUUUUCUUUUUCCUUCUAGAUCUAUCUCUCUGUCUUUUUAAAAUUUAUCAUGUCUACCACUGCUGAAAUUAAUCCUAUCGUUGCUGAAACACCUGCCGUCGUCCCCACUACUAGUGUACCAGAGGUUACACCCACUGAGGAUCCCAUUGUUGAAAAGCCUGUCCUUGAAGAAAAGGAAGCCCCUGUUUCUGCUGAAACCGAGGAGGAAGAGGAAACCGCUGAUUCUGCUGCUGCUGCUGUUGCUGUGGUUACUCCUGUCACGGAAGAGGUUGCUGCUAAACCUACUGUCACCAAGCGUCGUACCAUCUUUAAUCCUUUCGGAAAGUCUCCCAAGAAGGAGGAGAUCAAGGAGGAUGUCGCUGUCUUGACUGAAGAGCCCGCUGCCACUACACCUUCUUCUUCUACCGAAGAAAAGGUCAAGAAGCCUACCAAGGCUUUCGGUUUCUUUUCCAGAUCAAAGUCUACACCCAAGGUAAACGAUGAAGAGACUGUUGCUGUUGAAGCUGAAGCUCCCGUUAUUGCCACAGAGUUACCUCAAAUUGAACACCUUCAACCCAUGGAGACUGAGAAUGUCACCGGCGGAUCCGAAACAGAAUCCCCUACAAUUGCUGUCAAGGAAGCAGUUGCAGAGGUUGCUGAAAAUGUUGAGCAACAAGUCACCAGUGCUACUCAAGAAGUUGAGCAAACCGCAGCGAACUUGACUACUUCCGCUACUAACAAGCGACAAUCCUUUAUCAGCAAAUUAUUUGGAGGUGGAAAUAAAUCCAAGAAGCAACAAGAAGCUGUUGCUGCUGCUGCUUCUGUUAGUACUACUGCUGCUGCAGGCGAUGAAGAAGCUACGACACCUGUUGUUGCUGAAGCUGAUACUACUACUACUACCGUUGCUGAGGAGGUUACAGAACAACAAACAGAAGAAGAAGAAGCACAUCAACGUCCCUCUUCUCCUCUUGGUCGUUUGACUGAAUUAUUCUCUAAAAAGACUGGUAAAAAGGCAAGCAAAGAAGAAACCCCUGCUGUUGUUGUGACUGAUGUAGAACAAGAUGUUGCUCAAACCACGAUUGAAGAAAACACUAAUGUUACAGCUACUCCUGUAGUCACUGCAUCUGCAUAAAAAAAAAUCCUAUCCAUCACCUCUCUAUUUUUUUUUUUUUAAAUCCUCUUUCAUCCUAACUAAUCACUUGCAUAAUUCUUUUUUUAUUUAUUUGCUGUAACAUCCAACACGACUUUUUCUCUCGCCCCUCUUUUUUUUAAACUUGACUCACCUAAUAAUAAUAAAUAAAUAAAUCUCAUGACGUA